This is a messenger RNA of Podarcis raffonei (Aeolian wall lizard), 2710 nucleotides long. It is a transcript of the gene ZBTB12, whose product is annotated as zinc finger and BTB domain containing 12. Gene Ontology annotation, biological process: regulation of transcription by RNA polymerase II. The record is from RefSeq and is a predicted model, not a curated record. NCBI's taxonomy places the organism in Eukaryota, Metazoa, Chordata, Lepidosauria, Squamata, Lacertidae. Gene Ontology annotation, molecular function: RNA polymerase II cis-regulatory region sequence-specific DNA binding; DNA-binding transcription factor activity, RNA polymerase II-specific; protein binding. The transcript is spliced from 3 exons. The coding region runs from base 385 to 1899 and encodes 504 amino acids.
UCCCCCCUCCCUUCUCUUAAAGCGCCCGCGCAGGGGAUUAGCAACUUGUCCCGCCGUGCAGCCAAGUAGUUUCUUUCGCUUCUCCCCCUCCCCCAACACGCCGCCCCUCAUUGGCUUUUUUUAUUUUUUUCCGCCUUCCCUAUGUGGAGGACGAAUAUUCCUCCCCUUUCCCCGGCCGCCUGGCCCUUUAAGGAGGCCCCUUUAAUUCCUUUCUCUGGCUCUUGCCUCCUUGUUUGGCCAUUCGGGGCCCACCCCUUCUCCUCCAAGAGAGGGGGAGCAAGGCUGCAAGUGUCUCGGCCUCCUGCCCUCCUGGGCCAGCCUCUUCCGCGUCUUCCUUCCUUCUCCACGCACAGCCUGACCCUCUUCACCUUCCCGUGAGGACUGAUGGCAUCUGGCGUCGAGCUUCUUCGCUUCCAGCUCCCCGGCCACGAGGCGGCCACCCUUCGCAACAUGAACCAGCUCCGCUCGGAGGAGCGCUUCUGCGAUGUCACCAUCGUGGCCGACAGCCUCAAGUUCCGGGGCCACAAGGUCAUCCUGGCUGCCUGCUCCCCUUUCCUGAGGGACCAGUUCCUCCUCAACCCUUCCUCUGAGCUCCAGGUCUCCCUUAUGCACAGCGCCAAGAUCGUGGCCGACCUGCUACUCUCGUGCUACACCGGCGCCCUGGAGUUUGCCGUCAGAGACAUCGUCAACUACCUGACCGCCGCCAGCUACCUGCAGAUGGAGCACGUGGUGGAGAAGUGCCGGAAUGCUCUCUCCCAGUUCAUCGAGCCCAAAAUCAGCCUCAAGGAAGACUCGGCGAAGUUCGGAGGCCACCGGAGGUCCAAGUCCCCCAGCGUAGUGGGCUGCUCCACCUCGUCCCGCAAAGAACAUUCACGCAAGAGGUCCAUGCCACGGCCCAUCAAGCUGGAGUUCCCGAUGGAGGAAGACCUGGAGAUGAAGGCGGAGGAUGAAGAUGAGGAGCAGGACGACGACUAUGGGGACGACGACGCCGUCUCCGACAUCUGCAUCGUGAAAGUGGAGUCCGCCCUGGAGGUGGCGCAGCGGCAGAAGAAGCAGCAGGCGGGAACCACGUGGAGCAAAGAUAUGUCCCCGCAGCAGAGCUGGAGCAAAGAACCUUCUCCCCAGCAAGCUUGGGGCAAAGAGUCUUCUCCGCCACCCGGCUGGAGCGAGGACGCGUCCGGAGACCAGGAAGAACCUCAGGUCAACUCGACGGUGGCGGAGGCCAUGGGCUCCCCUCCAGAGUCGACACCGGAGAAGUCCCAGCAGGGGGUGGUGAAGGCUUCCUACAGCCUCUCGGAGGACGCUGAGGGCGAAGGCCUUCUCAUCAUCCCCGGCGGAGGCUACUUGGAGGAGACCAGCGAGGCGGCGGCCGUUGCAGCAGAAUGCCAGAGCAGCGGCGGAGGGAUGGGGCUGGUGCUGGCCGGACUGAGCGGGCGGCCUUUCUCCACCUUCCCUUCGGCAGGGAGAGGCGGCGGUUCGGGGACGCCGGGGGGUGGCGGCGGCGGCUCGCGGAUAAUUCGCUGCACCAAGUGCGAGGAGGUGUUCCAGGGGGUGGAGAAGCUGGUCUUCCACAUGCGGGCGCACCACUUCAUCUUCAUGUGCCCCCGCUGCGGCAAGCAGUUCAACCACAGCAGCAACCUCAACCGGCACAUGAACGUCCACCGCGGCGUCAAGUCGCACUCGUGCACCAUCUGCGGCAAGUGCUUCACCCAGAAGUCCACGCUGCACGACCACAUGAACCUCCACAGCGGCGAGAGGCCGUACCGCUGCUCCUACUGCGACGUCCGCUUCGCCCACAAGCCCGCCAUACGGCGCCACCUCAAGGAGCAGCAUGGGAAGACCACGGCCGAGAACGUCAUGGAGGCCAACGUGACCGAAAUCAACGUCCUCAUUCGCUGAGGGAGGAGGAGGAGGAAGAGGAAGAGGCGGAGUCGCAGCGGCAGGAAGUGGAAAGGGAGGGGACUCCUGAGCUCCAAGGGAGGGAAGCGGGGUGUAGCGGUUAGAAUGUGGGGGCUGCGAGCCAGGAACCCCUUGAGGGUUGUUUUUUUGGGGUAGGGACUAGGUUUAGUGUCUUAGUUUGCUAGAGGGAUGGAAUUCCUGGAUUAUUCAGAAGGGAAUGAGGGUGGGCAGGGAUAGAGGAUUAGAGAAGCGUAAAUCACAUGGGAAGCGUUUGCUCCUGGGUUGCCUGGGAGGUGUGGGGAGGGGGUCUAGUUAGUCAGGGGAGGGAGCUGUGAGGAUACCGGAUUGCUUGGAUCUGUUCUCUUCUUCCGCAGUGCCCCAUCCCUCUGUCCUUUGUGCCCAGUUACCAGAAACCACUACCUCUUUUAUAGCCCGGACCUAUCUCAGCAGCCAAAGAACUACUUUAAAAGGCCAUUGAAGAAACAACACGGUGUCUGUAGGGAGGGUGAAUUGCAUCAAGAGACAGCAAGCACUGCCCUAAGCCUGCCCCCCUUUGUCCUUCAGUAACUACGCAGAGCUGGGUGGGUGCAAAUUCACCCAGGAGCCUGCAGAGGGGAGCCAGAUGUGGCCCUAAGCCUCCCAGUGACCGUAGCUGUGACAGGGAAGUUGGCAGUGAUCUUGUUCUCCCAUGUCAAUUCGCCGCAAGAGCCAGACCCCUACACACACACGCACACAAAAGUCUCUACUGUGUAGUUUGACUUCAGAAACCGGUUAGUCUUGGGGCACAUUUUGAUCCAAAUAACUGAGAAGC